GGUUAAAGACGAAAGAUGCCAUCGGUCUCUCUGGUAGAUUCACCGCCCUCAAGUCCGAGAAGUCCGCCUCGUAAACGAACCAAGUUCUCUUUGAAACUCACGAGUAAAAAGAAAUCGGCGAGUGUCGGAGAGAGCGAAAAGAGGGGAAAACUGUUCCCUAUAUUCAGUCCGGCAGCAACUCAAAACACGAGUGAUGAUGACAUUUUUGAGCCUCCAAUUCCACCACCGCCUUAUGCAGGACUAAAGAAUCAUGGAAAUAUCUGCUUCGCAAAUGCAGUAUUGCAAGUCCUGCGCCAUUGCCCAGGACUGAUGGAGUCUGUCAUUGAAACCGAUUCACUCAUCAGAGAUUUGUGUCCCACUGUUGCAAAUACACAUCCAGCAGAAACAGAGAGAGAUAGACAGGCAGCUGAAGAAACUGACCUUUGCAAUAGUGAUGAUGAGGAUCAUAAAUCAGUCACUUCUGAACUAAAAGAGCUUUUCAGUCAAAUGAAAGACCUGGAAGUAGAUUACAAGGAGAACAAAGAGAAUUGCGAGCAUCUUAUACAGAGACGGAACCAGUUGAUUCUUGCUGCAAAGCCUCUGAAUUUCAUGGAAACCUUCAGGAGACAAAAUCCAAUGUUUGAAGACAAUCUUCAACAUGAUGCCCAAGAAUUCCUGUGCAGUUUGCUUGUAAAUCUUCAAGAAACAGAGAAUGAGAUCAAAAAGAAAGUAGAAGAUACUAGAAAAGUGUAUAACAGAAGUCUGAAUGAUAAAAACUUGUGGGCUAGAACAUUAUCUUGUAACAACAAAAGCCAAGGUUGUAGUCCACUGGAAGAAUUAUUUCAUGGACGGCUUCUGCAUCAGACAAAAUGCCUGACAUGUGAAGAUGCUAAGAGACGUUUUGAAAACUUCCAAGACAUCAGUGUGCCAGUUAAAAAGGAACCUAAAGUGUAUGAUGCUAAAAAAGCUCACACCUUUUCACCAACACCCAAAAAAGGCCAAGAUAACGAAAGCCUUGGUUGGGCCUUGUCGCAGUUUGCUACAGUAGAACAUCUGAGUGGAGACAACAAGUAUUUCUGUGAGAAUUGUCUCACUCAUACCGAAGCUGAAAUCUCCACAUGCUUUGACAAGUUGCCAAAGAUACUGACAAUCCACCUCAAGAGAUUUACUGCUAAUUCUCUAUCAGGGUUUUUAUCGGGCAGUGUCUCCAAGAUCACUUCAAACCUCCAAACACCAAUGGAGCUGUCACUCAAGGACUGGUGCUCAAACUCAAGUUCUACCGCCAAUCCAACUUUCCAUUUGUUUGGUAUAGUAAUGCACAGUGGUAUGACCUCCUGCAGUGGCCACUAUCAAGCUUAUGUGAAGGUUCCCAAAUCCAACAUGGCAGAUGUUAAUAACAACAACAAACAGCAUGACAACACUCAUGCACCUUGCUCUGAAUAUGGCCACGAUGAAGUGCAUAGUAUCAUGGAAUCAUCUCAUCUGGGUGAAUCACAGUCUUUUUCAAGUUAUGACGACACUUUCUCCAGUGAUGACAAAUGUUCUGAAACUAAUCAGAUUGCAAGUCCACAGAGCUCUGCUGAGAAAGCUAAGACAACAUGUAUUUCUGGAAUCACAAGAUACUUCCACAAAUCCAGAAAACAUUCAACAAAGGAGACCAAACUAGAAAACCACGAUGAAGAAAAAAUAGGUGAUUUACAAAUUGCAGCUAAAAAACAGAGGCAUCACAGCACACCAACUUUCAGCUUUACUGGAACUGAAAAAUCACGUAAUAAGAUCCAAACUUUUCAGUAUUGUGAUGUUGCAUCCAGUAAAACUGCAAUACGCAAAUUGAAUUUCCAAGAUAGCAAAAGGCAACCAGAUCAAGCCACAAAAGGCCAGAAUGCUACAGAUUCUGGUGAUGUGGAAAUACCAGAUUCAGACAGCAGUGUGCAAGAUGCCCAGGCAUUCCAGUGGAUUCAUUUUGAUGAUGCUGAAGUUGCAAUAUUGGAGGAAGCUGAUGUUUCAACACUGUUGUCAUCAUCAGAAUCAUCAUUCACUUCUCCUUACUUGCUGUUUUACAAAUUGGCAGAACCAUGGGCCAGUGAAUCUACUGUAUAAUUGUGAAUGAGCAGAUAAAUGACUUUGUAAGGAAUUGAUACAUGGAACUAGCAUACCAUAACUUAUAAUUAUUAUUUACAGAGUUCCCUUAGCUUGCCCAGGUGAAUGGCUUUGUACGCGCUGACAUAUUACAGUCAAACCAAGUGAAGCAUACCCCUCAAUAUUACAUUAAUGAAUUGAUUAUUUGAAUAUUGAACCCA
Messenger RNA from Orbicella faveolata, 2279 nucleotides. Its product is annotated as ubiquitin carboxyl-terminal hydrolase 1-like. The record is from RefSeq and is a predicted model, not a curated record. Gene Ontology annotation, molecular function: cysteine-type deubiquitinase activity. Lineage: Eukaryota; Metazoa; Cnidaria; Anthozoa; Scleractinia; Merulinidae. Gene Ontology annotation, cellular component: cytosol; nucleus. Gene Ontology annotation, biological process: protein deubiquitination.